Messenger RNA from Aspergillus ruber CBS 135680, 1175 nucleotides. RefSeq lists its product as uncharacterized. The transcript is spliced from 2 exons. Lineage: Eukaryota; Fungi; Ascomycota; Eurotiomycetes; Eurotiales; Aspergillaceae. Bases 288 to 920 code for a protein of 210 amino acids. The record is from RefSeq and is a predicted model, not a curated record.
GCAUCCGUUACGACAUAUCUUGAAGAGCUUCAAUAACGCAAGAGAUCCUGAGAUGUGCUGCUAGAAGAUCUGCAUUCCAUAUAUAGUGAACUCUCAGAAAAGCUACUAGGAGACGCUAUUACAACUUAUACAUGGUAACCAAGUCAUAUUGAGCAUGGUCGAACAGUAUUGACAAAUGCUUCUAACAAAUUGAUCAACAAGGAGAAAUUGGUCUACAUACCGAUAAGGCGAUCACUGGCUUCACCAGACCAGUGUGUUUGGGCUGCGAUUUCGAAAAUCGGUGGACAAUGUCAAUUAGUGCCACGUACACUAGGUUUGAAGGGCUUUUCCGAGGUAUCCUCAACGUACAUAUUCAUACCAUCACGACUUAUAUCAACCAACUUCGAAUCCUCGUGUCCGACCAGCCCGACAACAUUACCGCCAUCAAAGCCUUUAUCCACAGCAUGGGUCAGCUACGACCGUCACCUGAAAAUUUGCAUGGGGUUCAAGAACUGAGAUUCUUACCCAUUGAAAAGGCUGAUGGAAGUAAAAUGCUCGCGAAGCUAACCGAUGCAUUCUUUAUCGCCGACCGGAUUGGGUAUCAAGCCGCGUUCCAUGGCAAAGUUUCUAUGCUAGAUUUUUCUUUAGAAGGAGUUUAUAGGCUGCAUCGACUGUUAGAGUUGCUGCCUUUGGGAGACUGCUACCUGCCAGCUGCUGUUCAGGAGAGAACGAUCGUACUUUUUCCCGCACCUGAGCCAUCCUCAAGUCUAAACCGCACAUUCCGAAAAAAGGUCGGCAUCUGUAUCGGCUUUGAAGCGACAGUGCUAGCAUCUGAAGACGCCUGCAAGGUAUCAUUAUACAUGAAAGUGACGACUUCAAGAAAACAGUCAUAUUAUCGCACAAUGGCCUCCUGGUUACUGCAGAGACCGAUAAAGGGUUAAUUUGCAUUGAUCACAGCAAUGAUAGAAUUAGGAUAUAUGUUCCUCGAGAUCUGCGGCGACGACAAUGAUGCUACUCAACACAGCUCCCAAGGCACUAGUUUCCUUUCUGAGGAUUGAGAGUAAAACAGAAACUGAGUUCUUUCAAUUGAUUUGUUUCCUACAAGAAGAUGUUAUUGAUAACGUACUAGAUGACAACGAAAUCAGCAGAAUUUCAUAUGCGGACACCGAUGACCCUGACUUUCCGACAUAGGCGAC